AUGGGUGAACGAAAAGGCCAAAACCUGUAUUACCCCCCUGAUUAUGAUCCCAAAGUGGGGGGGUUAAACAAAUUUAUGGGAACUCAUGCCUUAAGAGAGAGAGCCAGAAAGUUACACAUGGGUAUAUUGAUAAUACGGUUUGAAAUGCCAUACAAUAUAUGGUGUGAUGGCUGCAACAAUCACAUUGGAAUGGGGGUGAGAUAUAAUGCAGAAAAGACGAAAAUUGGAAUGUACUAUAGCACUCCUGUAUAUCAAUUUAGGAUGAAAUGUCACCUUUGCGAUAAUCAUUUCGAAAUUAAAACUGACCCUGGUAAUUUAGAUUAUGUCAUUGUGUCUGGAGCUCGGAGACAGGAGAACAGGUGGGAUCCUACAGAAAAUGGUCAGAUUGUUCCAGAAACUAAAGAGACACAGAAAAAACUUUUUGAUGAUGCUAUGUUUAGACUAGAGCACAAAACUGGGGAUGAGGAAGCAAGUAAAUUAGAUAAACCUCGCUUAGGAAGACUUGUCGGUCGCAAUGAAACUGUUUGGAAAGAUGAUUAUGAAGCAAACUGUGCUUUGAGGAGAAACUUCAGGAAACGCAGAAAAGAAUUAGAAGACGCCUCAGUAAAUGAUAGCCUACUUCUUGCAAGGUCUUCUCUUGACAUUAAUCUGCUUCCGGAAAGUGACGACGAUAGAAAUAUGGCUGCCCUGCUUUCUCUUAGGCCUGCUCGCAGUAUAGAAGAGAAACAAACAGUCACUCGCAGAAAAAUCUUAAAUGCACCAGCUUUACCAAGCUCUAGUGGCCUUAUUACAAGUUUUGGUGGAUUAAAAAAAGAAGAGUCUUUGAGCAAGCAAGGGAAUUAUACAAGAAAUUCUCUGGGAGUGAUAGUCAAGAGAAAUAAAUUAAAUGAUAAUAAGGUAGAAAAUGAGAACAUUGAACUCAAAAAAGAGAGUGAAAUGACAGGAAUAAAAUCAGAGUGUUCAAAAAACAUAAAUAAUAUGGAUAAACGCAACGCGACGUCCUUGGUUGACGAUUAUAGUUCCAGUGGUGAAAAUUCAGAAUGA
Molecule: messenger RNA, 1044 nt
Organism: Leptosia nina
Lineage: Eukaryota; Metazoa; Arthropoda; Insecta; Lepidoptera; Pieridae
Source: the annotation of a GenBank genome assembly